This is a messenger RNA of Xenia sp. Carnegie-2017, 1450 nucleotides long. RefSeq lists its product as uncharacterized. The record is from RefSeq and is a predicted model, not a curated record. The transcript has 6 exons. NCBI's taxonomy places the organism in Eukaryota, Metazoa, Cnidaria, Anthozoa, Malacalcyonacea, Xeniidae. Bases 142 to 1008 code for a protein of 288 amino acids.
CAUUUUUAUAGAUAGUUAAAUUCGUCUUGCAUUUGUCUUUCACCAAUGAAAGCCUUUUCUGUUCUAAAUUACACGCUUAAAUUCGAAGAAACAGAAAAAUCCCUUGAAAUCAGGAACUGACCGUUUCCUUGAUUUGUAAAUAUGGAUUUGGACUUCGCCGAUCAAACGAAGGAAGGGCAAAUCCAGUUACAAGUAGAAUAUGGUUCUCAACACGGUCAACUACAGGUUACUGUGAUGGAAAUAAACAGUCUGAUUCUUCCUACAGUUAAACGUCUGGGGAUUUCUCAUGUGUACGUAAAGAGUCAUUUACUGAACGAGAAGACCUUAGAGCCGUUUAAAAAGAGAAGCACUUUCAACAGUUUCUUCCUGCAAGACACAUCAAAAGAAACAAAAAGAAAGACAGAAGAUGUUAAACUGACGAUGUCAACAUCGGAUUCUCCCAGUCAAAAUAAUAAUGAAAACUCACGCAAGAGUAGAAUAAGAAAGGCUUUGAAGAAACAAAGGGAAAGAUUUCGUUUCAGAAGAAAUUCUGACAGAGUUAAGACAGUUGUCAAUGCUGCUGGGAACGAAAAUGGUCGCGCAACGUUGUCCUUUGAGAGAUCCCUAUAUUACCCUUCGGUGUCCUUGUACCAACUCCAAACACAAUGCCUUCAUUUAACAAUCUGCGGACGCAAUGCUACGACAACACAAAGUUUUCCUAUAGCGACAACUUGUAUACCGCUGAUGAUAGCGAUCAAGCAACACCAACCUACGUGGUAUCAAAUCUCAUAUAAUCCUGAUUUAGCUAUGGAUAAUGAAGGAUCGAAAAUGAUUUCAGUGCAACAAACAUGGGACAGGAAUGAAGAAGGUGCAUUCACGGGCCGCAAUGUCGCCUGGGACAGAAGCAACAAUAACCACAGUUACAGUAGACAUUUACAGUCAAAUCGAAAGCAAUCGAUAGCCAAGAAAUCAACGAUACACGUCAACAUUCCUGGUCAAGAUGGCUUGCGACGUCCUAAGAGAAGCUAGACAAGAAAACAGCCGAUAUGAUUCGGGAGUUAGCUUAGAUAGGCUAGGCAGACAUGAGAGCAUCGAAGAAUUAUUCUUUGACGAAGGAAAUAAGACAAAUAAUUUUCAAUCAAGGAAAUUUCUUCGCCCACAACAAGAAUGGAAAUCGGAGUUCGUGAUCUGCGCCACCGCAAUGGAUAGUCAGCGGUCGAGUAAAGGCGGAGAAUUGGAUGUAAGUUCGUUAUCACUCAAUGGUUCUUCAAACCGAAAAACAUUUAGCGAAAGAAUUCGUGGCUUUUGAUUGAAACUUGACGAAAUAUCUUAUGAUUUUGGACAUUACAGCUUCUCAAAAACGGAUCUCGUACUUUCCCGUGAAACUGAGGGAAGCUAAAAAAUUUUUUGCUACCCGACAAUAAAUAGCGAUACUAAAUAGUGAUUCGUUAAUAAAUAACUAUAAAAUUUA